This is a messenger RNA of Diachasmimorpha longicaudata, 4023 nucleotides long. RefSeq lists its product as uncharacterized. The transcript has 6 exons. The record is from RefSeq and is a predicted model, not a curated record. NCBI's taxonomy places the organism in Eukaryota, Metazoa, Arthropoda, Insecta, Hymenoptera, Braconidae. Bases 2109 to 3878 code for a protein of 589 amino acids. Gene Ontology annotation, molecular function: nitric-oxide synthase binding.
AUCUGGAGUUAGUCCGCUAGGUUCUUCGAAGGCUUCGCUCUAAAAAUGAAACGGUUUUUCGUAAAAGGAGAUAAUCACACGGGUUUUAAUGAAAAAGGAAAUGAAGGAGAAAUAAGUCAAUAAUGCUAACGAGAGGAGGAGGGGCUAAAGGCUCAGGAAAUCGCAGAAGUCACGGUUCACAGGUGAAUACUUGUGUUGGGAAUGGUAAUUUUAAACAUGCGACGUGUCAUUCCGUCCAGCAAGGGUCUCCAUCGAUCAUAUAUUUCUUCGUGUGCGUUGAAUAUUUGAUUGAAAUUUACGAGUUAUUUGAAUGUAUCAUGGUCCGUCGAUUUGAAACCUUAUAGUAGGCGACGUGAAUCGUAUUCAUUAGCAUAUGCUCAAAGAAAUAAUGCCUCAUCUUGGAAGGAAUGAUCCCCAAUACUGCGCGUAUGAAAAUUGAAGAGAUAUACUUUUUGGAAAUUGCCAGGUAAUUUCAAAUUUAAUGCUAAAUAUUCCGAUUGAAAAUUCAGAUGAAUUCCAGAAUUCUCAGUUUCUAUAUCCACUUUAGUUACCCAGAUGUUCGCUGAAAAUGUUGAAUUCAAGUUUUUUAUAGAGUUGACUCUAGGAAUAGGAAUAGGGGAAUUUUUCGAGACAACCUCUCUUAGAAAACAAAAUCGGAGGAUGAAAAGCCUUGAUAUAUUGAUUAGUUCUUAAGACGAUUGUUUAAAAAUCGUCUUGAACUCGCGAUAUCAUGCCGUUAACAGAGUAUUUUAUAGAAGAAUAUUUCUAGCCAUAUUUUUCACUUUAAUUCUCAGGAACUCGUGAAAAACAAAAGCCCGAAUAUAAUUGACUUAUCCCGUUUCACAACUUUACAACCGAAAUGACGUGUUUCCCGCGAAGCGUGAAGCAGAUAAUGGAAAAAUUUCGCUUCCAAUGUUCGCAUUUCAAUGCACCAGAGAUGGUGCCAAAAAAAACGCACAAUAAAAAUUCACCCAAAACACUGAUGUUUAUUAAUACAACGAAUUUAACAAUAUUUCCCCCGCAAAACAAAAGUGCGUAAUAUUCACUUGACUCUCAAAAUGACGUUUUGUUAUAAAAUUCAUUUUUGUUGUUUUCCAUUAUGAUAUGUGAUUGUAUUAGUGGUAUACCUCUGCCAACUAGACAGAGGAGGGAAAAAUCGAGAAUUAUUUAAUCGUGUUGACUGGCUUUUCAGUUCCACACUCACUCGCUCGUAAAUGUACGGUUUUUCUUUUUGAAUAACGCUUCGAACUUGCCUCUAAUGUGUCUGUGUGUGUUUUAAGUACACGUCGGAGUUAUUAAAAUAGCAUCCAUAGUCCUCUGUGUCUGCGAGUGCGGGCUACCGUAGGCAAUACACUCCAUCGGCUCCCUCAGUUCUCGGGCAUGUCCGGUUCAACAGCGAUCAUUGAUUCUUCGAUUGAGAAUCAUAAUCGAUAAAUUCACUAGUCAUCCUCGAAGCACCCCAGUUAAAUGAGACAAAGUGAUCCAUCAUCUCCUCCUUCACCACCGUUGAAAAAUUAAUAAAUUGUGCGAAUCGCGGAAUGAAAGAGCUAGUAGAGUGACAUCUGAGUCUAGCGUAUUUUGAUAAGCGGUUCCGAACACUGGAGUACGCUAAAUUAGUCGUGAAAUGACGGAUUCAUUUCAUUUUUCAACUUCAGAACAAAUAAAUUGUUAGUGGAUAUUGUUUGAAGCGGAAACUGUAGGCGUAUUCAUUGAAAUCUCUUCAUCUCUUGAGGUUUUCAUGGAGGACUGUUUUCUCAAGUGAUUUUCUCACCUGUCUUCUCAAGAAAAAUUAUAUUUCUUUAAUCACAAGAACUUUAUUAAAAUUAAUUACCCUGGAGACGCCACAUCUGAACAAGGGAAAGUGAACGAUCAUUUCCUCCCUCUCACUCUCAAUGAAAAAAUCGUGUAAAUAGUGGAAUGGAACAAGUUGAGUGACACUUGAAUUUCAGCGUGUUCUCCUAAUCACUUUCUGAGCACUCUGGAGCACAUAUGUGGGUAAUGAGGACGGCUCUGUGCGUCACAGGCGCCGCGAGUCCCUGAAGACCAGGGUCAAACGCGUUGACUCUCAGGUGCCCCAACAACUCAUAAUUUUUUUUUAAAUACAAAAGAUGUUGAGAAAUCCCGGGAAGUUGACGAUUGCCUCGGAAGUGCCGAUGAGUGGAGGUGGUCAGAGUCCUGGUACGCCUGAGCCAGGCACUCCGGGAGGUAGUAGACCUCGAAAGAAAUUGUCCUUCAAGGAGCCGGAAUUUUUUGGCUACUUGAGGAUGAAAAAGCCGUCAUUUAGGGCAAAGCCACCAGUUCCUAAUCCUCCUCCGGCCUCUCAUCAACCUACUCGUGUUGCGUUGGAUGAGCAGCCGUUUGAGGAGGAGGAUGAGGACUUCGAAGAACUUCAGAGCCAAGCCAUGAGGGUAGUUAGAACGGUCGGACAGGCUUUUGAGGUGUGCCAUAAAUUGAGUAUCAAUGCAGCGUCCGAGGAGCGCGACCAGGAAAUUGAUAAAGAGAGGGAGCGGAGCGACGAUCAUCUGCCUCGUAAUGAGGAUUACGAAGACGAGAUGACGAAUGAUCGACAGCCGAUCAUACAGCCACGCUCACCAUCACCGAAUGUACACAAAGAUAUGUCACUCAUGGGGGAUGGGGAGGAUACAGGAGUGGAUCAACCACCUGCGGUUGCACCUUGUAUUAUCAGAACGCAUUCCUCGGCAUCGCCUAUCAGGCAAUCGCCAUCGGGAACAGUUCCAUCAGAAUGUGGAGACGUGCUCCUGCUUGGUGGAAAUGAGUUGACUUCUCUAAAACAUGAGAUUCAAUUACUCAGGGAGCGUUUGGAGCAGCAGGGCCAGCAGACUCGUGCAGCUGUGGCGCAUGCCAGGCUACUCCAGGAUCAACUCGCUGCGGAAACUGCAGCAAGAGUCGAAGCUCAAACGAGAACACAUCAAUUACUGGUCCAGAAUAAGGAGCUGUUAGAACACAUUGGUGCCCUAGUGAGUCAUUUGCGUGAGCAAGAUCGUGCAUCUGGUAUCCAUGGUGCUGUACAGUCACCAGGUGCUCAAGGAACAAAUAAUCUCAUGAAUCAACAAUCACCAAAUGUUCCCGACCUGUCCACUCUCGGCCAGUCUCACUCGAGAACACCUGGCCAGAGCUCACCCUGGGAGCUAGAACCACCGUCUUUCACGUAUUCAUACACACCAGAUCCCCUCUAUGGUACUGGGGGACUCGAUCUAGGGGGGUACGGUGCAUCCAAUGAUCAAUUGCACUUUCAGACGCAGCUACUCGAGAGAUUGCACAACAUAAGUCCUUAUCAGACACAGCGGUCACCGUACGCUACACCCUCACCCUAUCCCAUGCAAGCACCGAGUUUUCUACUGUCGCCGGCUAAUAAACCAUCGAAUUCCCACACAUCCAUGAGGCUUUCACAAGGAAAUAGUUUCGCCUCGUCUCCAGUGAUGUCUCAUAAAAUUCCGGGAUAUACUUCCCAAUCAGAGGAUCCAUUAUCAGAUCUCCAUGCCCUCAUAAAACCCCUCCCCUGCACGCUCCCCCGUCAAAGAAAUUCCCUGCACUUUGCCAGAGAUACUCAGGACUCGCGACAGCAGAGAGCCAGCUGUCCUCCCCAGACGACAGUCAUCCUGGAUCCACCCCCUCAAAGACGAAAAGCUGAACAGCCGAAACAGGACAGCCCGAGACCACAAGGGAGUCCUGCUAGGGAGACCCCGAGCAGGGAAUCCCAGUCCAUUGACAAAAACAUCCCUAAAAGCAGUCUCGCGACAAUCCUAAGAUCACCGGGACCUCCACCCUCCAGGACAACCAGUGCUCGGCUCCCAGCACGGAAUGACCUCAUGAGCCAGGUACAACGGAAAACCUGGGCACGCCACACGACCAAAUAGAACGGGGAAUAUUUUAUGUAUGAGUCGGUUUCCAGUUCCAGGUUGUUUGGAAUACAUAAAGACUAAUUGCUAUAGGAUAAUUCAUUAUUUGUGUAAAGUAUUUCCGUCUUUUUCAAGAAUAUUUGAAUGAUAUUUUGGGAAAUAA